This is a messenger RNA of Mauremys reevesii (Reeves's turtle), 1440 nucleotides long. Its product is annotated as pulmonary surfactant-associated protein B-like. The record is from RefSeq and is a predicted model, not a curated record. Gene Ontology annotation, cellular component: lysosome. Bases 1 to 1050 code for a protein of 349 amino acids. The transcript has 10 exons. Gene Ontology annotation, biological process: sphingolipid metabolic process. Lineage: Eukaryota; Metazoa; Chordata; Testudines; Geoemydidae.
AUGCUUGAGCUCAGCAUGGCCGGGUCCCGGCUCCUUUGCUCUCCCCUGCCUCUGGAGGCUCAGGAGGACAUGUGCGCGGACUGCGGGCAAAUCAUCACCAUCCUGACCCGCAUGGCCAAGGAUUCAGCCUUCAAGGAAGGCAUCCAGAAGUACCUGACCCACGAGUGCACCCUGCUGCCCCUGCACACCCUGGUGCCACACUGCCAGAAGGUGGUGGACACGUACUUCACCCUCUUCAUCACCUGCCUGGAGGGGCAGAUUAAACCCGCCUCCAUCUGCGGCAGCCUGGGCCUGUGCCCCACGGACCCGUCGCAGGACCAGAGCCAGGAGACGUGUGUUGUCCAGCUGCUGCAAGGUCUCCGCCUGGAUCUUCCCGAUGGUCAGACCCAGGGAGGCCACAGCAAGGACCUGCCGUUCCCGCUCCCGCUGUGCUGGAUGUGCCGCUCCUUCGUCGGCCGGAUAGAGUCCACCAUCCCCAAGGGGGCCAUCGCCAAGUCUAUGUCACAGCUCUGCCAUCUCCUGCCGGGCACCAUCGGUGGCAUGUGCCAGUGCCUGAUGGAGAAAUACACCACCACCGUGCUGGACCUGAUCCUAGACAAGCUGGGCCCGCGGCUGAUCUGCGGGAUGCUCCUCAUGUGCGCCACGGUGGAGAACUGCGGCCCGGACCCACCCUUGGUGCCGCUCCUUGCCCAGAGCGCCGAGUGCCAGGCCUGCGUUGCUGUCCUGGGCCUGGCGAAGUCGGCCGUGCAGGCGAACAGCACUGUGGCAGACGUGGAGGUGGCUCUGCUCAGGGCCUGCAGCGGUGCCCACCUGGGCUGGCAGGAGUGCAAGAGCUUCAUGGAGCGGCACUGGCCCCAGCUGCUGACCUUGCUGCCAAAGGCCUGGGACCCCCAGAACACGUGCCAGGAACUGGGCGCGUGUGAGGCUGGGACGGGCCCUGCUCCUGGACCCGAGGGCUGCAUGCUGGGACCAGCCUACUGGUGCUCCAGCCUGGAGACUGCCAAGCAGUGCCAGGCCGUGCAGCACUGCCAGACCCACGGCUGGGCAUAGCUGGAGACACACCAGGCUGCUGAGCCAAUUCUCCCCUGCCUGCAGCCAGCCCAGCCCCUCCCUCUCCUCCACCCAGGCAGCCUCCACUUUCAAUCUCACCCCCUCGAGAGUGAUUUCCUCCCCUCUGCCCCCACCCCCCCAGCCUUGGCUACCCACUCAGUGCUGCUGGCCCGUGCCUGUGCUCUGCCCCAGGGCGUGUGGCACCAGGGGUAAUGCCUGCGGCUCCAGCACUGCUGGGAUAGUCCUUGGGCAGGACCAUGGUGGCUUACAGAGAUCACAUGUGGCCUCCUCGCCGGGGAGAUGCCUGCCUUUGGAACUGCUCAGCAGGGCCGGCUUUAGGCCUAUUCCACCAAUUCCCCCGAAUCGGGCCCUGCGCUCAAGAGGGCCCUG